UAUAGUAAGAGACUUGUCAUGCCACGCCGGCACGCCCCACGUGCCUAGCGUGCUAGAAGUCUAGGCACGAGGCACGAGAGGACCGGGCCUGGCACCGCCCAGCUCUACAGUUGGCAUUUGGUUCCAUUUUUGGGCCUCCGACUCGGACAACUCGCACUGUAAUGUUUCAGGAAUCAGGACUGCAGUACCACGAUACAAACAUAACAGUCUCAUAUCUCAAUUCACACAGGUGACGAGUGUAAUCCCUGGCGCCACCGCUGACGUCCGGCCUGGGAACCAUCGAUGCCGACCGCCCGGCCGGCCUGCGGCCAUGCCGACUGGGAUAACCGCUAACGACGUAAACAAAGCUCCAAAUCGACUCAAAUGUCUCACAGGCACGGCACCUACUAGAAGGAACACACGGGAGCCAAGAACACUAACCUCACUGCCCCCCUAUCCUAUCCGGUCGAGCACCACGACGAUCGCCCGGGAAUCGGGAUGGGUAGCCAAGGACAAGCAGCAACCAGCGGCCCCGGGGACGCGGACGACGACAUCGGCCGGAGAACCCACGCGGCGGCGCACUUCGUGUUCGUCCCGCUGAUGGCGCAGGGCCACCUGAUCCCGGCCGUCGACACCGCGCUGCUGCUCGCCACCCACGGCGCCGUCUGCACCAUCGCCGGGACCCGAGCCACGGCCGCGCGGGUGCGCCCGACCGUCGACUCCGCCCGGCAGUCGGGGCUCACGGUCUGGCUCGUCGAGUUCCCGCUCGACUACGCCGAGGCCGGCCUGCCGGAAGGCGUUGACAACGGGGACAACGUCCCGGUGGAGCACAUGCGGAGCUACUUAGACGCCGUGGCGCUCCUCCGCUCGCCGAUCGAGAGCUACCUCCGCGCCCACGCGCCGUACCCGACGUGCGUCGUGUCGGACUUCUGCCACCCGUGGACCACGGUGCUCGCGUCCAACCUCGGGGUCCCGCGGCUCAGCUUCUUCAGCAUGUGCGCCUUCUGCCUCCUGUGCCAGCACAACGUCGAGCGGUUCAACGCGUACGAGGGCGUCGCCGACGACAACGAGCCGGUCGUCGUUCCGGGCCUGGAGAAAACGUUCCUGGUGACGAGAGCGCAGGCCCCGGGCUGCUUCUUCCGGGGGUCGCCGGCGUGGGAGGAGUUCGCGGACUACACCGAGCGCGCGCAGGCCGAGGCCGACGGCGUCAUCAUGAACACCUUCGAGGAGAUGGAGCCGGAGUACGUUGCCGGCUACGCGGCGGCCAAGAAGAUGAAAAUCUGGACCGUCGGGCCGGUGUCACUCUACCACCAGCUCGGCGACGGCGCGACGCUGGCGGCGAGAGGGAACGCCACCGCCAUCGACGCCGACGAGUGCCUCCGGUGGCUCGACGGCAAGGAGCCCGACUCCGUCGUCUACGUCAGCUUCGGGAGCAUCGCGAGGGCGGACGCGAAGCAGGCCAUGGAGCUCGGGCUCGGGCUGGAGGCGUCGGGGCACCCGUUCGUCUGGGUGCUCAGGAACGCCCACGAGUACGACGAGGCGGUGCGCAGCUUCCUGGACGAGCUCGAGGCGCGCGUCGCGGGGCGCGGCCUGCUGAUCCGGGGGUGGGCGCCGCAGGUGCUGAUCCUGUCACACGUCGCCGUGGGCGGCUUCGUGACGCACUGCGGGUGGAACUCGACGCUGGAGGCCGUCGCCGCCGGGCUGCCGGUGGUGACGUGGCCGCACUUCUCGGACCAGUUCCUGAACCAGAAGAUGGCCGUGGAGGUGCUGGACAUCGGCGUCAGCGUCGGGGUCACGGAGCCGCUGAUGUACCGGAAGGAGGUGAAGGAGAUCGGGGUGGGGCGGGGCGUGGUGGAGGAGGGCGUGAGGAGCGUGAUGGGCGGCGGGGUGGAGGCAGAGGAGAGGAGGCGGCGGGCCCGCGCGCUCGCGGCGAAGGCGCGGGCGGCCGUGCAGGAGGGCGGGUCGUCGCACGGGAACCUGCUGGAUUUGGCCAGUCGCUUCAGGGCGGCUUCGUGAUGAAUGCAGCGUGGUGUAGCGGCCGGCAGAUGCACGUCGUUUAUGAGAUGUUAUUGAGCGGGUGCAAAAUCAUGCGAGGGACAUUUCUGUUUAGCGUAGCUGUCCGAGACUUCGUUCAUUCAUAUGACAAUGCUUUUCUUUCUUCCCAAACAGACGCAGACAUGGACCCUCUCGUCACUACGAAGUACUAGACAGAUGCCCGCACCUUAUCCGAGAGUGGUGGCCAUGUAUUGAGAUUGACAAAAUUAUGAUUAAUUUGUGACUGUUUUUUUCUUAAA
This is a messenger RNA of Setaria italica (foxtail millet), 2273 nucleotides long. Its product is annotated as UDP-glycosyltransferase 73C3. Bases 478 to 1995 code for a protein of 505 amino acids. Gene Ontology annotation, molecular function: UDP-glycosyltransferase activity. The record is from RefSeq and is a predicted model, not a curated record. Lineage: Eukaryota; Viridiplantae; Streptophyta; Magnoliopsida; Poales; Poaceae. The transcript has a single exon.